UCUCCACAGCAAGUCGGCGAACUCCCCCAUUACUCCUUCCUUGCCUCCAUCAAACAAAUCUCCUAAACCAUCCAAGCUCAGAAAAGCCUCAGCGAAUCGCAAACCGCGCCUCCGCUCCUUCUCAAUAACAUGCCAGUUCCACUCCUGAACCUCGUUGUCGUCCGCUUCCACAAACUCAUCGUCUUCCUUGUAGAUCCAUCCUUCAGGCUUCUCGGGGACCAUGUCUGCCUCAAAUAGUACCUGUUCGGCAGGAACCGUGAUUCUGCCUUUCUUGAUAACGUACUUUGCGAUGGCUGUAGCGUACACGGCUUUGGACAGAUCUUCCUGGCUUCUUCCCUUAUUGCCCUUGACUGUCCGCCACGGUUGUAGGGUAAAGGAAGACGCCUGCCCAAAGCCUGGCUUCACAAUCCAGGUGACCAGAUAGAACCAUUUGCGAUCCCAGGCAAUCAUAUGGCCUCCAUCAGUAUUUUCGGCAGCUCGGGGCCAUACGCCUAGACUACCAAAUAGCUUGCCGAUGGGACCACGCUUGGCUUGUUGCUCAAUGUGGCGCUGCCGAGCAGCUUUGAGAAUAGCGUUGCGCACGAUGGCUGU
Periconia digitata is the source of this 591-nucleotide messenger RNA. The record is from the annotation of a GenBank genome assembly. NCBI's taxonomy places the organism in Eukaryota, Fungi, Ascomycota, Dothideomycetes, Pleosporales, Periconiaceae.